This is a messenger RNA of Fulvia fulva, 240 nucleotides long. RefSeq lists its product as uncharacterized. The record is from RefSeq and is a predicted model, not a curated record. The coding region runs from base 1 to 240 and encodes 79 amino acids. NCBI's taxonomy places the organism in Eukaryota, Fungi, Ascomycota, Dothideomycetes, Mycosphaerellales, Mycosphaerellaceae. The transcript has a single exon.
AUGCAGCUCCUCCCCCUCCUCUUCACAACCCUCACCACUGCCGAAUACCUCCUCCAGUCCAACUUCACCGGUCCAUCUUUCCUCGACAACUUCGACUUCUACACCAGCUGGGACCCGACAUUCGGCUACGUCCACUACGUCGACCGCGCCACUGCUGAGCAGUAUGGCAUGAUCAAUGUCAGCGUCGCUGGUGGGCCUGCUAUCUUCGGCGCGGAGCAUACUCAGGUGCUGGAUCCGUAG